AUGAAGAAAUCGCGACGAGCAAGAAAAAUAAAAACCACGCAGAGUGCAUCCCAGUGCGAGCCGAGCGUCGGCGCGAUCCGAUUGGUGGGUUACGGCAUGUGGGUGUGGCCGUCCGUGACCCCGCCCACCCAGUUGGGGUUCUUUGUGAGCAUCUGGUCAAAUGGCUUUAGGCGCUCGGCGGCCGCGCCACGCGUACACGUACUGGACACAGUGUAUCCCAACGCGUUCCCGGAGUGCGUUGAGGAGACGCCGGGCCUGUCCGGCAAGAUAGGCACGGAGUCCAAAUUGGUGUGCGGCUGGAGUGGGCCAGGCUACGCGUUGGACGGCGUGGACAGCAGCCUGCUCCGGCCGCCGCAGCCCCAUACCAGCCAACUCGGGACCGUCUACGCCACGAAGCGGCGACGGAGAAAUGGAAAGAGGUAG
This is a messenger RNA of Leptosia nina, 423 nucleotides long. The record is from the annotation of a GenBank genome assembly. Lineage: Eukaryota; Metazoa; Arthropoda; Insecta; Lepidoptera; Pieridae.